AAACAAGCAAGAGGAAGAAGAGGAGGAUGCGCUUUGGUGCUGUGUUUGUGGCGGCGAUCGUCGCCGUCACUGUGGCGGUGGCUGUUCCUUCCACUGCAACCGACGACAGCGUCGUAAUCAAGAACCCAAAACCUGCCAAUGGCACGACGAAGGAUGUUCCGCACUAUGUGGUUGACCUGAGCAAACCCCCAAAGGAGCGUUGGGCCCACAUUGUGAAGAACUACAAGCCAGAGAUGCAAGACCUGAUUCGGUACAUGAAGAAGCUUCUGAGCCCAAAGGUGUUUGACGACAUCACUGUGCUUCUCGGCGACCUCGAUAACGCGCUGGGCCAGCCAUGGGCGGACGAGAUGCGGGGCGCCGCCGAUGCGCUCGAUGUGGACGUCGGCGAUGUCGUGCUGGCCAACCUGUAUUAUGAAGCGGACACGGCCUGCACUUCCAUUGUCGCUCAGCGAUCGAAUGGAACCAUUUUCCACGGCCGCAACCUCGACUUCAAUCUCCCAGACCUUCAGCAAACGACAGUGGAGGUCUCAUUUCAACACGGCGAGCAAGGGCCAACCCUCUACCGAGCGACCACGUAUGCGGGAUACGUCGGCAUCCUCACUGGCAUGCGCCCAGAUGGCUUCAGCGUGUCGCUUGACGAGCGGUGGACCAAGAAUGGAACGCUGUGGGACAACCUGCUUGAUGCACUCAAGGGGUAUCACCCUGUUGGGUUUGUGCUGCGGACAGCGCUUGAGGAGCAGAAGACGUUUGACCAGGCCGUGCAGUACCUCAGCACCGUCAAGCUGAUUACGGUGUCGUACAUCAUUGUUGGCGGUGUGCGGGCGAACGAGGGCGCCGUCAUCACCCGCGAGCGCGAAUCCGCAAUCGACGUCUGGCGCAUCGCUUAUCCAAACAGAUGGUUCCUCGUGGAGACCAACUACGACCACUGGAAGCCCGUUCCUGCGAGCGAUGACCGCCGCGAUCCCGCCAACAAACACAUGCACGCAACAAACUCCUCCGCCAUCACCCCAGACGUCAUGUGGAGCGUCAUGAACAUGUUCCCAAACCUCAACUCGGAGACAACGUACACGGUCGUCAUGUCUGCUGACACGCAUUAUUUCAAGUGCAAGACCCAGAACAACAAGCCGUGAUGCGCACCUGAUGCUGUGAAACAAACAAACAAACAAACAAACAAACAAACAAACAAACAACAACACAAUCACCUGCUCCUCUUUUCUCACCCCCCCCCCCUCACGCCCUUUUUCAACCUCCUCCAACCAACCUUGUUUU
Salpingoeca rosetta is the source of this 1269-nucleotide messenger RNA. RefSeq lists its product as uncharacterized. The transcript is spliced from 7 exons. Gene Ontology annotation, molecular function: fatty acid amide hydrolase activity. Gene Ontology annotation, biological process: fatty acid metabolic process. The record is from RefSeq and is a predicted model, not a curated record. Bases 27 to 1130 code for a protein of 367 amino acids. Gene Ontology annotation, cellular component: lysosome. NCBI's taxonomy places the organism in Eukaryota, Choanoflagellata, Craspedida, Salpingoecidae.